AUGGCGGCCCGAGGAGGCCGGGCCGGGCGGGGCCGGCGGGGGCAGCGCCGCCUGGCGGCCGGAGGGGGGGCGGCACCGCGCCCUCAGAGCCCGCCCCGGAGCGGCCUGGGCCCGGAGCCGGCGCUGAGCAAGCGACGGAAUCACAAUCGAUUAGGCUGGAAAAGCCCUCUGAGAUCAUCGAGUCCAGCCUGUGGCCGAACACCACCGUGUCAACCAGACCAUGGCACUGAGUAUGGGCCACCAGCUCAAAUGAAUGUUCAUCUGAAAGGUCAGGACCUCCUUACUCUACAGAACUACACAGGAGAUGAGCUGAAGUAUUUGCUGUGGAUGGCCUCAGAUUUGAAACAAAGGAUAAAGUACAAAGGAGAGUAUUUGCCUUUGAUGCAAGGAAAAUCUUUGGCCAUGAUUUUUGAGAAGAGAAGUACAAGAACAAGAUUAUCUGCAGAAACAGGAUUUGCUCUCCUUGGAGGACAUCCUUCCUUCCUUACAACACAAGACAUACAUCUGGGCACUAAUGAGAGUCUCACAGAUACAGUGAGGGUGCUGUCCAGCAUGACAAAUGCAAUCUUGGCUCGAGUUUAUAAGCAUAAUGAUCUGGACCUAAUGGCAAAAGAAUCCACGAUCCCAGUAAUCAAUGGACUGUCUGAUUUAUAUCACCCUCUCCAGAUUUUAGCUGAUUACCUAACCCUUCAGGAGCACUAUGGUGGGCUGAAUGGACUCACUAUCACCUGGAUUGGGGAUGGAAACAAUGUCCUCCACUCCAUCAUGACAAGUGCUGCAAAGCUGGGAAUGCACCUGCGUAUUGCCACUCCCAAGGGCUUUGAACCAGACCUCAGAAUAACUAAAAUAACUGAACAAUACUCUGAAGAGUAUGGUACCAAGUUACUUCUAACAACAGAUCCUUUAGAAGCUGCAGACAGUGCCAAUGUCUUAGUUACAGACACAUGGAUAAGUAUGGGACAAGAAGAGGAAAAGAAAGAAAGACUAAAGGCCUUUCAAGGUUAUCAAAUUACAAUGCAGACUGCAAAAUCUGCUGCUUCCAACUGGACUUUUUUACAUUGUUUACCCAGAAAACCUGAAGAAGUUGAUGAUGAAGUAUUUUAUUCCCCACAGUCAUUGGUUUUCCAGGAGGCUGAAAACAGAAAAUGGACAAUUAUGGCUGUCAUGGUUUCCCUGCUGACAGAUUACUCACCACAGCUACAAAAACCUACAUUUUGAUACUGGGAUUCCCACCAGGAGAAAAAUAUUCUUCAUUGGCAGAAUAUUUUGGUCCUCAAAUACGUAGACCUUCUUCAGAAAGGAUCAAGGCAAUGAAUGAUAUUUGAUUAAAACCAUAUAGUUUGCUGCAUAAUGUUGCAUUACAUUUGGGAAAAUGUUCAAGACAACAGACACCAUUCCAGAAGCUGCUUUUCACCUGGAUGCUCCAAGCUGGCUGUCCUAGUGAUCAGCAUCACGAAAAACAUUCCAAGAUCGUAUCUUAAUGGUUGGGUCUACCAGCAGCAUAGGCAUGGCACAGUUUACAUGUAGCUGUGUUUGAACUUGUGUGGUGUGAUAUGACAGACAUAAACUUCUCCCCAAACCUGUGCCUUUCAUUGCCUGUUUUGGGAAGUGUGCAGGAGAAGCAGUGCUUCAGUUUGCCUUGGUUGCCUGUGCUUCCCGGGCACCCUGGCUCCUGUUUCUGUCCUCCAGCCAACAUCCAAACCCCACUUCUGUUUGACACCAAAAAUAUAGAGACCUUGGGAGUAUUAUCUUCCUCCAUGACAUUCCUGUGGGCUGGCACAGGGGGAUAUUGCUGAGGAAUUGGAAUAGAGCAGUUUCCAGAGUUGGAUACAGCAGAGAAAGAUGGCUGGAAGAAACUGGUUCGAUCUUUGCCUAUCUGCCCUAGACCCUCAUUCCCUAAACAAAACUCUGCUAAAGAAGCAAAUUUUCUAUUUCCUUUUUUUUUUUUUUUUCCCUAAGCAGACAUGAGGGACACCACAUGAUGAAACUUAUGCAGCUCCCUUGCAGAAAGAAUUUACUGCAUUUUGUCUGGCACUGUAAGACAGUGUACAUUUCAGAUAAUCCUUCUCAGUAAUAGACAGAUUCAUGACAUUUGUAGGUUUUGUGAUGGCUGGGUAUGUGCAUUUGAUAUUUCAGGUAAAGCUUUGAGUACUAUUAAAAAACACCUUUCUUUUUUCUAAAUAGUUUCAAAAAUAUGUUGGCUUGUUUCUCAGUGUAAUACCAGGACAACAUCUGUGAUAUUUCAAAAAUUCUGCAAAUGGAUUUGUGUUUUCUGACCAGCUGCAAAACAUUAUUUAAUUCCUUUCAAAAUUAGAGUUCACUGCAGGGCCACACAGAUCACUGAAAUGAAA
This is a messenger RNA of Chiroxiphia lanceolata (lance-tailed manakin), 2351 nucleotides long. RefSeq names its product ornithine carbamoyltransferase (gene OTC). Bases 1 to 1218 code for a protein of 405 amino acids. Gene Ontology annotation, molecular function: ornithine carbamoyltransferase activity; amino acid binding. Gene Ontology annotation, biological process: L-citrulline biosynthetic process. NCBI's taxonomy places the organism in Eukaryota, Metazoa, Chordata, Aves, Passeriformes, Pipridae. Gene Ontology annotation, cellular component: mitochondrion. The record is from RefSeq and is a predicted model, not a curated record. The transcript has 10 exons.